AUGGUUCGAUUAUGGGAUUAUAUCUACUCUGAUUGUUGUAGGUGCUGGUUGCGUGAGUGGCGGUUGACUUGGUUGGCAACAAGAAGAGGGGUGGGUAUCAUAAAUGACGCAUCGUUCUGA
Podospora pseudopauciseta is the source of this 120-nucleotide messenger RNA. RefSeq lists its product as uncharacterized. The transcript has a single exon. The record is from RefSeq and is a predicted model, not a curated record. Lineage: Eukaryota; Fungi; Ascomycota; Sordariomycetes; Sordariales; Podosporaceae. Bases 1 to 120 code for a protein of 39 amino acids.